Molecule: messenger RNA, 2028 nt
Organism: Verticillium dahliae VdLs.17
Lineage: Eukaryota; Fungi; Ascomycota; Sordariomycetes; Glomerellales; Plectosphaerellaceae
Product: 60S ribosomal protein L44
Exons: 6
Coding region: 1-2028 (675 amino acids)
Biological process (GO): translation; protein dephosphorylation
Cellular component (GO): ribosome
Molecular function (GO): structural constituent of ribosome; protein tyrosine phosphatase activity
Source: RefSeq, a predicted model, not a curated record
AUGCAGCCAUGCAGCGUUCCAGGCGCUCGGGACGUGGUGGCCCGGCUCUUCAGGGGCCUCGUCUGGUGGACCGCCGCUGUGGGAUCGCAGGUGCCGCUGUGGGAUCGCACUGUGGGAUCGCAGGCGCCGCUGUGGGAUCCGCGAGGCGCCCCUGCCCCUGCCCCCGCCCCGGCCCCUGCCCUCGCCCUCGCCCUCGCCCUCGCCCUCGCCCCCGUGCACACGGACCUUCCCCCUCAGCCUUGCCGCCAACGAACCCAAGUUCCCGCCACCCCUUCCGCCGCAACCAUCCGACGCUUCCCUCGACUACUCCUCAACCGGCGGCGACCCGGCAGCCUCUGCCUCUGCCUCUGCCUCUGCCUCUGCCUCUGCCUCCCUCCCACAGCGCCCAUCACCACCCCGCGCGCCGCCACCAUGGAGAUCCCCAAGUUCCGCCGCAAGCCCAAGGCGCCCACCAUAGCCACCGACCCCAAAACCCUCACCCUCACCGUCCCCGACGCCGCCGAACCCUCCCCGACGAGCAACGCCAUCCCCCUCGCCGUCUCGGCGACAACUCCCGGCAAGCAGGGCAGCUUUCGCAAGAGCGCCCUGCGACACCUUCGCUCCUCGGCCAAGCGCGCCCGAUCCCCAGCGCCGCCGCCGCCGCCGCCGCCGCCAGCCUCCUCCUCGCCCCCUCCGACCUUGGCUUCGACCCGUGAUGGCCUCGCCGACGCCAUGCCUGCGUCACCUGUCUCCCUGCGGCACCGCGACGGACUGCUGGCGGAGUCGCCGGAGAGGAGCAAGCUGAGGAUGCCUUCGUUCCUCGACUUGUCGCAAGAAGGCAUCCACUCGAAAUUCCAGGAUCUCACUUGGACCGAACGCAACCGCCUGCACAACGCCAUGGCCCAGGAGGCCGCCACGAAUCCCGACUCGACCUACCGAUAUGCCGUCCAUAAGCAGGUCGACAUGCGCCGCGGCGUCAUGGACCGCUACUGCAACAUCAAGCCCUACAACCGCAACCGCGUGCGCCUGCGCGUCCCCGACGGCACCCUCGACUACGUCAACGCCUCGGCCGUCGUCCUGCCCUCGCCGCGCAGAAGCCUCGGGUCGCCCGCCCCGGCCCCGGCCCCGGCCUCGGCCCCGGCCCCGCUGCGCUACAUCGCCAUGCAGGGACCCGUCGAGAACUCGGUCGACUCCGUCUGGCGCAUGGUCGCCGAGCAGUUCGACUCGCCCGUUGUCAUUGUCCAGCUGACGACCAUGUUCGAGAACGGCGCCAUCAAGUGCUACCCGUACUUCCCCAUGUCCGCCGAGGACGAGCCCUGGAUUCUCAACGAGGACGACGCCUGGGACGACGGCUGGGGCGCCGAGCUGCGCUUCGACUCGAUGGAGACGCUCGAGGACGGCGCCAUUGAGCUGCGCAAGCUCAUCCUGCGCGUCGCGCCGCCGCCGCCCCCUGCCGCCCUCGCCCCUGACGCCGGUGUCGACGCCGACGACGCCGACAUUGAAGUGACGCAGACGGGCCUCGCCGGCGCCCGAGCCCACGGAGCAGCUUUCCUCACCAUCAUGCGCCUCUCGCGCGACUACACACCGGCGGCAGCAGUCGGCAGCAGCAGCAGCAACAGCAACAACCUCUCGGACACGGACUCGACGUCAGCAGCCCCAUCCGGCCCGCCCCCGCGCAUCGUCCACUGCAGCGCCGGCGUGGGCCGCACGGGCACCUUCAUCACGCUCGAGCACCUCAUGCGCGAGCUCGACGCCGGUCUCCUCGAAGCCUACCCGGCCGCGGCGCCCGACCUCAUCCACGCGACGGUCGAGGCCCUCCGCGAGCAGCGGCCCAGCAUGGUCCAGGCGCCGCCGCAGUUCCUCUUCCUCUACAGCGUGCUGCGGCGCAUCACGCCCGUCUUCUACAAAAAGGCCAAGACGACGAAGAAGGUCAUCCUGCGGGUGGAAUGUGUUAAGUGCAAGACCAAGCUGCAGCUGGCGCUGAAGCGCUGCAAGCACUUCGAGCUUGGUGGCGACAAGAAGACGAAGGGUGCGGCUCUGGUGUUCUAA